CUACACUUAGAUGUAUCAGUCACCACCACUACACUUAGAUGUAUCAGUCAGGACCACUACACUUAGAUGUAUCAGCCACCACCACUACACUUAGAUGUAUCAGCCAGCACCACUACACUUAGAUGUAUCAGCCAGCACCACUACACUCAGCCAGCACUUAAAUUAAAAUGAAGUAACCAGAUGGUAGUGUGAGUUCAAAUAAAACCAACAUCGUUAGCUUCAGAGCAGUAAUUUGUUAGUUUUUAAUUUUAUAAUAUUUACCUCAGAAACAGAUAAAAUUUCAUCAUGUGUAUGAAAUAAAUUAUACUUUAAAUUUUAAAUAAUUUCUUCAAUUAGAACCAAGAAAUAUUGUCAUUAAGAACAUGUGCACUUCUUAAAUCAAAUGUAUAUUACAGUAAGGAAACAUAAGCUGUUCUCCAUUCCCUCUAGACAUUUAUUGGCACUAACAUUCGUGCCACAAGAUAUUGAGGGACCAGUUGCUGACAGUCUAGAGACUAAUCUACAAGACAUUCGUGCCACAAGAUAUUGACGGACCACUUGCUGACGUCAAAGGUCCGUUCGCUAGAACUGAAUAAAGACGGUCUCUUCAAGGUCGUGUUGUGAGCAUCACCCUGUCCACGUGACACGUUCACUACAGUGAAGGGAGACCUGAGACCUGUGGGCGGGGCUAUCAUGCAAGCAAAGCAGACGCGGUACCGACACUUUAGAUCAUCCGUUGGGACCUUACUCAACGAAAACUACGGGGCCGUAACCAACAAGAAAAGGCCACCUGUUAUACUUUCUACUGCCCCAGCUAGUCCUAACGUCCCUUUAUCACCCAAAACACCAGAGAUUUUUGCCGCCCAAAGAUCGCGCCCUGGGUUAGUGGUUUACGGAACUACGGCUGUGUCUGGCAUAUCAGACCGGCAGAGUCCACAGACGUGUGCUGGCCAUGACGAGCUUGACGGUACACACUGCAACAGCGAGGACACCCGGGCGUCACUAACCCCAACAUCUUCUGGCACCCCUGUGGGCUCGCAGACCAGAAAAUACGAUCGACCGUGCUCGCAAACAACUUCAUUCAGUAGAUCCACACAGGGCCCUGCUUCAAGGUAUGCACAAAUAAACGGCUCAAACACGAGCUCCCGCCCACAGACGAACUCUUCUGUAGCAUGCCGGACAUCGACGAACUCUUCUGUAGCAUGCCGGACAUCGACGAACUCUUCUGUAGCAUGCCGGACAUCGACGAACUCUUCUGUAGCAUGCCGGACAUCGACGAACUCUUCUGUAGCAUGCCGGACAUCGACUUGCACGCCAAAAUCUGAGCGCAGUUUGCCGCUCUCCUCCACUCGUGUACACACACCGUUGGGAAUUCCCGAAGAUCAAAUUAACUUGGAGGUACCGAGGUACUAUGACGCAUACAAACACAUGUUUGAUUUAACAUCAAAACACGGAAGCAGUCGAUUAGAUGACGUCAUUGUCGAGCAGGACAGCAAAAAUCUAGACGCCAUCCCAGAUAGAAGCGACAUCACUUGGCCAAGGAUCAUUCGAAAAAAUCAGGAAGAAAAUGUGCUUAAAAGAUGUUCAACGUCUCGCAGCUCUAGAGUAUCGUCUGCCAGGAGUCACGUGUUCUCUAAUGAUAUUUUCACACCAAGUCCAAGGCCAACUGGACUUUCGGCAAAUAUGACUCCCGCCGGAUUUAUAAGGUCCAAGUCUGCAACAAGCUCAGCCUCGAGUCAACGCGUGUCAUCGGGUUCAAGGUCGUCGUGUGGUCAGCGGGACAACGGUGCAAACAGCGCUAAAACGUCGCGAUCGUCUGCUGGCUAUGACGACACAGUCUCGCGUCUGUUGCUUGAGGUGAAGAUGCAGCAGCCAGGGGAGUGGUACACGGGACACACCCCCACACACACACCCACCCCCGACUCGUCCCUGCCGUACUACCAAUCUAGAUCCUGGCUGAAACAUUACUCGCCGACAAAAAUCAGACACUUCUUUCGUGCCGCAGGAGGCAGCAUGUUUAGUGGAUCCAUUUCAUGAAGACUUUGUGUACACUGUAAACAUGUUAAAAUAAUCAUUGAGGCUAGAUCAGUAACUACAUAGAGGCCUUAAUGAAGAGUUA
Molecule: messenger RNA, 2098 nt
Organism: Physella acuta
Lineage: Eukaryota; Metazoa; Mollusca; Gastropoda; Physidae
Source: RefSeq, a predicted model, not a curated record